AUGGGUGCACAAAAAUCGAAAGAAAAUGUUACAACAACAUCAAAAUCAACAGCAUUAUCAGAUAUUUGCCAAUCACGACAACGUAUCGCACAAAACUACCUUCUCAUCUGGGUAGAUGCCAGCAUCGACCAAGCAGCCAAAGACUGCCAGAAUACACUGGCUCAAUUGAAGAACGUGGUCAACGAUGUCAAUCUAUGCACGGAACCGAAUCAGUGCAUCCAAGCACUCAACCAGGUGGACAAGGAACGAGCUUUUGUCAUAACAUCAGGUUCAUUAGGCCAACAUCUGGUUCCUGAAAUUCAUGACAUGCCCCAAUUAGAUAUCAUUUACAUCUUCUGUGGCGACAAAUCCAAACAUGAGGGAUGGACUCAAAACUGGACAAAAAUUAAAGGUGUCCAUACAAAUAUCAAAGAAAUAUGUCAAGCAUUGCAAUUGGCUGUUAAACAAUGUGACCAGGACACAAUAGCUGUAAGUUUUCUUACGGUAAAUGACAUGGCUUCACUUGAGAAUUUGAAUCAGUUGGAGCCAACUUUUAUGUAUACACAGCUGUUCAAGGAAAUUCUCCUUGAUAUCGAAUACGAUGAUAAGGCAAUCAAAGACUUAGCAGUUUGUUGUCGUGAAGCUUUUGCUGGCAACUCAUAUGAAUUGCAAGUGAUUGAUAAAUUUGAACAUGACUAUGAUCCACAAAACGCCAUAUGGUGGUAUACACGUGAGUGUUUUACCUACAAAAUGCUCAAUCAAGCACUUCGAAUGAUGAAUGUCGAUAUCAUCAUUAAUAUGGGCUUCUUCUUACGUGAUGUUCAUAGACAAAUUAAACAGCUGCAUGAACAACAGGUCAGUAGUUAUCGAAGAAAAACUUUUGAAAUUUAUCGAGGACAAGGUCUUAUGAAAUCAGACUUUGAAAAACUUCACAAAGCAAAAGAUGGACUUCUGUCAUUUAACAAUUUCUUGUCUACCAGUAAAGAUAAGAAAAUAUCUCUCGAAUUUUCUGAAGAUGCUUCCAAAAAACCGGACAUGGUUGGCAUUUUCUUUGUGAUGUCCAUUGAUCCUUGUUUGAAAUCAACACCAUUUGCCUCCAUCAAAAAGGAGAGUUAUUUUAAGGAAGAAGAAGAAAUUCUCUUCUCAAUGCACACCGUGUUUCGGGUGAGAGCAAUUAAACAAAUGGACACAAAGAAUCAACUUUAUCAAGUUGAAUUAGAAUUAACAUCGGAUAAUGAUCAACAACUACGAUUACUUACUGAUCGGAUACGAGAAGAAGUAGAUGGUACUGGAUGGAAGAGAUUAGGUAAAUUAUUGCUAACAAUUGGUCAAUUUAAUAAAGCUGAAGAACUUUAUAAUGUACUGCUCGAACAGACAUCUGAGGAGGGUAAAAAAGCGAUUUAUUAUAAUCAGCUGGGGUUUGUUCAUUCGAAUCAAGGUGAUUAUGAAAAAGCUUUUUGGUAUUACAAACAAGCACUUGAAAUCUAUCAAAAAACUCUUCCUGCAAAUCAUCCUUAUUUGGCUACUUCAUACAACAACAUCGGUAGUGUGUAUAAGAACAUGGGAGAGUACUCGAAAGCACUUUCAUAUUAUGAAAAAGCACUUGAAAUUCAACAAAAAACUCUUCCUUCAAAUCAUCCUUUGUUAGCUAUUUCAUACAACAACAUCGGUAGUGUGUAUGACAACAUGGAAGAGUACUCGAAAGCACUUUCAUAUUACCAAAAAGCACUUGAAAUCUUCCAAAAAACUCUUCCUUCAAAUCAUCCUGAUUUGGCUGGUUCAUACCUCAACAUCGGUACCGUGUAUUACAAUAUGAAAGAUUAUUCGAAAGCACUAUCAUAUUAUGAACGUGCUCUGAACAUAUGGCAACAAGCAUUACCUCCAACUCAUCCUAACAUAAAACGUAUGAAAGAGCAUAUUGAAUUUGUAAAAAAGAAUUUAUAA
This is a messenger RNA of Adineta steineri, 1923 nucleotides long. The record is from the annotation of a GenBank genome assembly. NCBI's taxonomy places the organism in Eukaryota, Metazoa, Rotifera, Eurotatoria, Adinetida, Adinetidae.